Diuraphis noxia (Russian wheat aphid) is the source of this 3307-nucleotide messenger RNA. RefSeq lists its product as uncharacterized. Gene Ontology annotation, cellular component: nucleus; cytoplasm. The record is from RefSeq and is a predicted model, not a curated record. Lineage: Eukaryota; Metazoa; Arthropoda; Insecta; Hemiptera; Aphididae.
UAGAGGCAUAUGCAAGAAGGAACAAACAAACCAUAAACUAAUGAACGAACGUUGAAAUCAGAAAUGCACAAUAUCAUCGCCGUCAACGGUGCAGCACCGUCGUUAUGAUUGCGAGAGGGAAGAGGAGGAGGAGUCGUAAUGUUGUUCCAACGACAACACCAUAUUUUUAAUUUUUAUGCUACGCUUCGCCACUGUCUGCACGGACUGCCAAGCCGCUCGCAACUCCGUCUCUGUUAUCAGGCAUGCGACGCGUUGUUAUUGUGCGUGCGUGACCGAUCGCGUCCAUUUACCCCGUGUGUGUCUCUAGACGCGAUAUCAUCAACAUAUUAUCCACUGACCACCACACACUCGCACACACUCACGCGCCCGCGCAUACGAGUCUUGAGAACAUUUUUUUUUUUCGUUACRAGAGAGAUAUAAUAUAUUUUUUUUGCUAAAAAUUUAAAGAAAACCAUGAGCAUUACCGUUGCGGUGAACGCGACCGACGGUGCGAACGGUCCGCAAGCGGCCGUCUGUCAAUCCGCGGCCCAACAUAACAAUUGUGCCGAAUACAACGGCGGCGUCGACGGCGACAACGGCAUCGGCAUCGACGGCGGCGGAAUCGGCAUCGGCGUCGAUGACGACGACACGGUUGUUUUUGACCACGAAAACAAGGAACGACAGCACGAACAGCUUGAAAAAGAUUGUAGAAACCUCUUAAAUCAAAAAGACAAAGAAUGUUGUUAUAACUUCCGCGAUUUCAUUAGAAACAAAGAAUCAAAUGAAGAAAAUGAAGUGCAAAAAUGGGAAACAAAAUGGAAUUCUCUUAUGUCUUACAUUCGUACUGUGUAUCGAAUGGCUAUGGAUGGUGUUGAAGUUGAACGCUAUCCACCCCAUAAUAUUUUUAAAGAAGCCGCUUACGAGUCUAAAAGCUGCGAUUCUUAUCAUGUAUUUCAAAAUGUCGAAAACCUUGUUAUGGAAUUUGUAUUAGAAGCAAGGUCUAGACAAGUACAAAUACUUGAAAAUAAAAAUAAAGAAACACCAGAAAUGCCUCAAGUUUUUGUGUUUUGUUUAUUGGACAGCUAUCGAAGAUUAAUGGCUGCUACCGAUCAUUUAAAAGAUGUUAUUAAACCAAUUGAAGAAUAUCAUCUUUCAAAAUUUAAUUUAUCGUGGCGAAUGAUGAACCAAUAUUUAUAUCAUAGUCGGCUUUAUGCUGAUAGAACGAUAUAUCAUCUUGUAACUACAUUUAUAGAACAAAUUUUAUCAAUACCAAUGUUGUCAAAGUCUUUAUUGAGUGCAAGUUUAAUUCAUGAUUACACAAAAUUUGUAAAGGAGGUAAAACUUAAUAUUUCAGAAUGGGCUGAAGCAAGGACAUGUAUUCAUAACAUCAAAUGUAAUGAAGUAUGGGCUAUGGGUGCAAAAAAAUAUAAAGAAACUAUGUUAAAAGAAGAUAAUGGUAUGUUUUCCUCACUGCCUCCAAAUGAUGAUUUGGUAUUAGAUCUUACCAUCCCAACUCCACCUCAAUCACCAGCUCCUGAGUAUCAGGAAAGAGUAAAUAAUGAUAAUUGCGAAGAUAUAGAUGAUGAUGGUGUUUCUAAUUAUUGUGAUUGCAUACAUACUGUGGAGACUCGAAAAAAUUCUUCUGUAGAUUUUGAACACUGUGUGCAGAAUGGAAAAUGUACAAAUUUACAAGAAACCGAAGAAAUUAAUUCAAUUACUUUUUCAUACUCUAAUAUGAAAGAAAAAAUGUUAUGUUUUUAUAGUGGCGAAACAUUUAUUGAUGAAGAUGAAAAGCCAGYGACAACAGUAAAUAUUACUAAAAAUCUAGGGAAAAAGGUACUCAAUUCAGAUGCUCAAAUYAAAUCAAAACCUGUGGUUAAUAUAAAAUGUCCGUCAACCAUUGACCGAAAUGUAACUUGUAAAGUUGAAAUAGAACAGUUACCUAAAAGACGAUACCCGUAUCCACAUGUAAGUAAACCCACAGAACCAACAGCUAAACCAAAUAACCGUCCAGUGCAUGGUCAUUCAUGUCAUAAACAUACUGAACAUGUAAAACGUAUGCAUCAUCACGAUGAAACAUCAGAAUGUAGUUCAGGCCGUUCAAGUCAAGAUGAUAGUUGCUCUGAACGUUCUUCUUCAAGUCCAAGGCAGUGUGACUGUUGUUAUUGUGAAGUUUUUGGGCAUGGAGUUCCUUCUGUUGCGCCUGUUAGUCGCAAUUAUCAAGAAAUGAGRGAUCGGUUAAGAAAUCUUUAUYUGUUAAAAAAAGCCAAACAAACUAAUGAAACUAUAAAACAAAAACAAAAAGAACCAAAUGUACAUAGACCACUUCCUGUUCAUCCGCCUAAAAAUCUUCCUCAAUCAGUAACCGAUAAAACUGAAUGGAGUGGUGCAGCAAGUAAACGUCAUAGACGCCGUAAGAAAAUCAAUGAUGGAAGUUUAGAUGACACAAACUCAGAAAAUAUUCAACCAGGUUUUACAAUUACUAACAAAUCAUCUACAAGAGAUCCAUGUAGUGCAGAAGGUAAGACCAUCGCUGGACAAAUACCAACUAACACACCACGAACUAUGCCGUUGCCAGUAAUUAUUCAAAGGCAUGGCGGUAUGGUUACUAUAAGAAAUCCACUGUACCAGCGCAAUGAUGAUGCCAUUCUGAUUGAAAAUAAAGACUUACAAGUUAACGGUGGCGACGACGACAACGCUAAUCCAUCUGGUAAGCGAAGACGUCGUCGCCGUCGGGUUAAGGGCGGCUCCAAACAGACGGAUGUUGAGGAAAGCGUGUUCGAGCCAAAAGACAUAGACCCGGAGGAUGGGGAAAUGGAUGAUGAUGAACGAGAAUUAGAAGAAUUUAAGCGGUUUUGCUUGCAGUCAGUACCUCCACAGCGCAAAGAAAAGGUACACUUGAACAUCAAGGACAUAGUUUUGAAGAAAAAGAGUACCGCCGCGGCAGCAGCUGCUGCAGUUGGGUGUGUGUAACAUACCAUUUUUUCAAUCCUUUCAAAUACGCUGUGUUCUUUAGAUCCCUCAUUAUUUUUCAUAUUCAACUGUAAAUCUUGCAGUAUUUCAUUCUCUCUUUUGAAAACCCUACUUUUCCUUUUUUUAUAUGUCUGACGUGAUUCGUAUUUUAAGUUAAAUUUACAAUUUAAGUAAUUUUUAGACUCAGACUUAACUUAUAAGUAUUUUUUUUUAAUGUUACUGUGCAUGAUAUAAUUUGUGCUCUAUCAGUGAAUGUUUCAAACAAAUUGAUGUAGAACCAAAACCAUUGAGCACAUUUAAAAUGAUUGUAUAAUAUUAUAAUAAAUGGUAUUUGAAUAUUUAUGUAUAUACAUAU